UAUGCACACUCAGAGAGCGAGCUGUGGCAGUCGCGCGAGGAGCUAUCGGACGUUGAGCAGGCACCGAAUAUGAGUCGUCUAGGACAGAUACCCGAUCCUGGCGUCGAGCCCGCUUCGUCUGGAUUAAGCAAGGAAGUAUGGAGACUGUACGUGGAUCAAGCGUCUCAGGCGGACGACCAUUUCUUCAAGGCCUGGAACCUGCAGAUGGACAACCUCAUACUCUUCGCGGCCCUAUUCUCAGCUGUGCUCGCUGCCUUCGUGGUCGAGUCGUACCAGAACUUGCAGGCCGACCCAAAUGCUGCUUCCGUUGAUCUCCUACAACGAAUACUUGCGACCCUACACCAUUCCGACGUAUGCAUUAACGCCCUCUGGUUCGCAAGCUUGGUAAUCAGCAUAUCGACAGCAUUCCUCGCCAUCUUGGCCAAACAAUGGCUCUUCAAUCUCAGCGAGGAUUGGGAGCCGACGCUCGAGAUGAAGGGGCGCCAGCGCCACUUCCGCCGCGAGAUUCGCCAGAGGUGGAAGCUCUCCUCCGUGCUUUCGUGGCUGCCAGCCUUGCUCCACGUCUCGCUGCUGUGUUUUCGCAGGCUGGCCGUGUUCCUGCAGUCCAUCAAUACCACUCCUCAUGGCCGUCACUGUAUCAUCUACGUCGCUACACACGCCAUAUCGGUCAUCGACUUUCGUAGUCCCUACAAGACAUCCGUGACAGCGGCAAUGACGAAGGCCGUCGUCUCGCCCUUGGUGGAAAUCCUCGCUGUGCUCUACACGUUUCGCUUCAAGCUCGCAGGCGGUAUAGGCCUGUUUGACGGGUGUUGCAGGCGGCAGCGCAGUGGCGAUCAGGACGAUUCCGAAGUUUCGCAGCGAGAGAUGGCAGGCGUCGACCCGGAUACAUCUCGGUAUAUACGGCUGGUGUCUGACAAUUCACCAUUGCAACCCGAACGCAACUACUCCGACAUCCGUGGGGAGAUGAAGGCAGCAUUCACACAGCUACAAUAUUUAUAUCGCAACUGCGACCAGAUAGAUGCCCAAGUCCUUGCUGGCCUGUUGAUGUCCUAUCAAGAGGACGACUCUCAACUGCUUGCCGGAGAACUCUGCCGCUUCCCUCCCCUCCUCCAACACAGACACCUAUUCAUGGAUACUGGCGCCCUACUCCUAUCUCGACCGCUCAGCCACAUGCGAGUUGCCUACAAGGAUCGAUCCCCUCGUCUAUAUCCUGCGGACAAGGCGAGGAUGCUGGAACAGUCGAUCAUGCUCACCCAGCUGCUGACCGAGGCUGACGAGAACGAUAUGCAAUAUCCCAGUCGGGUCUCGGUCGACACGUGGUCACUUCCUUCCAUGGUUUUCAAACGCAUCGCCGACCUGUCGCUCAUCGGAGACGAAGAUACAGUUCUCGUUGCGUGCAUCUUGAGGCUAAGGCUCUAUAAAGACUACUUGACAUGGGCCGGCGCGGGCAACCCGGAGGCGCGUGUGCGUCUCUUCAUGCGCUGCCUAUUAGACAAAGAAGAAUUGGCCCGCGUCCGUAUUGAACACCUCGGAUUCCUCGUCAACACAGUGAUAUGCCUUGGCAUAAAACGACGCAUAGCUCUCGGCACGCUGGAGUUACGGAGACCGGACGGCGGGCAAGCGGCCGAGACACGGCUCCAUGCCUCGCACACGCUGGAGUUGCUGGCGGAGAUUAUCCUCGCGGGUCCCCGCCUCGACUCCUCUGCACUAUGGCAAUUUUGCUGGGGGAUAUGGUUGAUGUCGAAGCCUGUCCUACUUUCUUUCGUUCCUCGCGAUGCCCUCAUUCCCCGGGUUCACGCAUGGAAGACAAAGACGGCCUUCGCAAAGGCACUUCCAGAGCUACUCACGACGCGUUCUGGCUACUGUGCUUCCCUUUAUGCUACCCUCGUCUUGAUGGAGACGUUGCUUGCGCACGGACAGCCGGAGUGGCACGCACCCUCCCAAGGGGAUGGUAUCCAACCGUUGACCAGGGCAUUCGUAGAGAAGUAUCCAUCCUUCCUGCAGGGUUUCCUCGAUGAAUUGCCUGUACCCUCUGAACAGUUUCCCGCCGAUUUCGCGCUCAAGCCAGACGCGUCCGCGUGGCCAGUCCGUAUUCUUCAAGUAUUGGUACGGAUAUCGGCAUACCUCAGCACGUAUCGUCGCGACACCAACCGCAAGCACGUCGUCCACACCACGCUGGGGAUCGUAGUAUGUGUCUGGGAACACAUGCGUCGGGACAAGAGAACGAGUUACGAACUUGAUGAUAUGUGUCGCAUUGCUUGCGUUACUGCAUGUCAUUUCGCCUCGCUUCACCGUGAGGAAGGGCAUACAUCCGGCUUCGUGCAAGCCGACUUCGCCUUCGACGCAGACGACUUGACAUCCCAGGCCCUUGCGGAUCGCAUCGCUUUCUUGUUACAGGCUGUAUCUACGCUAGAUCAAAAGCUUCUCCACACUUUCUCCGCUAUAUUCUCCUUCCUUGCAGACGAUGCACGCGCGGCUGGCGAGCUACCAGACAACUUGCGAGUCAGUUUGUUUGAUUGCCUACGACAAGCAGCACUCCCUGCUGAUCUGUUCACGGUCCUCUACAGCAAUGUCGCUCUCUCAGUGUAGUUUCGACCGAUAUGGUCGCCGACAACCGAGAACCUCGCAAGAUCCUUACAAUGUACAAGUCUU
Messenger RNA from Fomitopsis serialis, 2652 nucleotides. RefSeq lists its product as uncharacterized. The record is from RefSeq and is a predicted model, not a curated record. The annotation marks the transcript as partial. The transcript has 9 exons. Lineage: Eukaryota; Fungi; Basidiomycota; Agaricomycetes; Polyporales; Fomitopsidaceae.